Miscanthus lutarioriparius is the source of this 1083-nucleotide messenger RNA. Lineage: Eukaryota; Viridiplantae; Streptophyta; Magnoliopsida; Poales; Poaceae. The record is from the annotation of a GenBank genome assembly.
AUGGCGUCUACGCUGGCGGAGGAGCUCGUGGAAGAGAUCCUCCUCCGCGUCCCUCCGGACAGUUGCGGGCAAGAUGGGCCUCCAUCGUCUGCAAGGCCUGGCACAACAUCGUCUCCGAUGGGCCGCUAUCGCAGCCAUGAAGGCCCGUUGUUGUGCUGCGCCGAUGAGUCGAGCACAAGAAGGCGUUCGGCCCAGCUUCGGCCCAAUCAGCGGCGCAGCGUGGAGAAGGAACGCCGCAAGAAACCUAGCGGCACCCGGUUUCUCCCUCUCGUGCGCCGGACGCUGGUAGCGGGGCGGCGGCGCGGCGCGGUCGGAGGCCGCGGAAGCGGGGGCGCGCGGGGGAGCGGAGAGAGGGCGCGGACGGCGGCCGCAAGCCCACCCCCAGGCCGACCUUGUUGUCCUGGUUCGGUGGGACCAGGCAAGAGACCCCGGUGGGGUUUCAGCCACCCACCGGGGCGGAGCUCCGACGAGCGCUGGGACGUUGGAAAGAGUUCUAGUGGGUCUAGGUCUAGCUCCGACGAGCGCUGGGACGUUGGAAAGAGUCCACGGUCUAGUGGGUCUAGGUCUAGCAGGGAGAGGAGUCCACGGUCUAGCUCCGACGAGCGCUGGGACGUUGGAAAGAGUCCAUGGAGUAGUGGGUCUAGUAGGGAGAGUCCACGGAGUAGUGGGUGUCCACGGAGUAGUGGGUCUAGUGGGUCUAGCAGGGAGAGGAGUAGGUCUAGCUCCGACGAGCGCUGGGAUGUUGGAAAGAGUCCACGGAGUGGGUCUAGCAGGGAGAGGGAGGCGGCGACCAGGCAGAAGGAGAGUGAGUUCUUCGCUGGGCCCGAGUACUACGCUGCGCCUGCCUUCAUGGCCUCACCAGACCCCAGUCAGUAUUGUGUAUCUACAAUGGUCUCAGGGAAAGCAAAAGAAAGCUUUUGCAAUGAAAUGCAACAAUGGUCUGACCAUCUGAGUGGCAUGCCAGAAGCCCAGAACGCAGCAUAUUUGAAGGAACACAAGGGUGCACCUUCUGCUCCUAUGCAACCAGCUCUGAAACAGCAGCUGUUGCAGCAACAUCCACAACCAGAGCAGAAGCAACAAUAA